GAUGUUCUGUUUUUUCCAGUUGUAAAGUAUACACCAGAUCAGAUUAGGAAAAUGGAAGAAUCAAUGAAGAUUCGAAGAGCCAGUGAACCUUUAGAGCUUGUUAAAUUGGUAAAGCGAUUAAAGCAUGAAUUUUCGGGUGAAGAAUCAGUGGCUGAACUGCCACAGGCUGUUAAGCAUAAGAUAACUGAUGAGAUCCUGCAGAGAUUGAGAAGUUUGAGACCAAAUGCCAAUGCCAGUGAACAGCAAGAAGUUGUUGAAACCUGGCGCAAGGAGAAACUAAAAGAAGCCAAGAUGUUGGCCCUUGGAGGAGAGGGCUUGAAAUCAACUCUUUCACAGGAGGAAGCAGGGAUGUUAGUAAAAACCUUGGAGUCUAGUUGGGCUGUGCUUUCGGAAGACAUUGGCCUUUGGAUACCCACCGAGAUUAAUAAUAAAGAACAUGAUGAUAAGCCUGAGGGUGUGGAAGAUACUGAUGAGGAUCAAAUUUUAGCUGGGAGGCCUCUUCCACCAGAAUGCCGUGCUGAACUUCAUACGGAUUAUGAUGGUGCUGCUGUUAGAUGGGGUCUUACCCACCACAAAGAAAGUGCAGCUGAUUGCUGCCAGGCUUGCUUAGAUCAGGCGAAACAUGCAAAGCCAGGUGAAAAGAAAUGCAACUUAUGGGUUUAUUGUCCAUUGGAGGGUGGUUGCUAUUCCCCAGAUAUAUAUGAACACAAACACAUGGAGUGCUGGCUGAAAGCGUCAGAGAAGCCCCGACUGAACUUCAAGGACAGAUAUUCUGAAGCAUAUAGAAACAGCCACCCGACAGCUCCUGUUAUUGUUCCUUGGGUAUCUGGUGUUGUUAGUGUAUGACCGAAUUCUGAUCAACAAGACACGAUGGGCAAUCAAUUCGAGAUUAGCUGACUGUAGCUCUACCGAAAUCUUCACAAUGACCCAUUUACAUCCGAUGAAAAACUUAACCUCUGCUUGUUAGUACCAUAUAUCGUCUCUUUGGUUUUGGAACAACCUAGGGAAAAAGGUGGGGAAGCGGGUGGUGUUACUCCCACCCUACUUCCGACAAGUCAAUUUUUUGUACCAAGAAAUUUAUAUUGGUCAUUGGUGGUCUCAGCGCUGAUGAUUUUAAGAUGUGAAAGCCCAGUGCUGGGAUGAGGUUAUAGUAAGACAUGACAAGCUUUUCUUUGUGGAUUAUUAAUUACAAAUGCCAAAAUGGUUCUGUUGUAAGGGGAAA
Molecule: messenger RNA, 1222 nt
Organism: Theobroma umbraticum
Lineage: Eukaryota; Viridiplantae; Streptophyta; Magnoliopsida; Malvales; Malvaceae
Product: dimethylallyl, adenosine tRNA methylthiotransferase
Source: RefSeq, a predicted model, not a curated record